Messenger RNA from Caenorhabditis briggsae, 99 nucleotides. The transcript has 2 exons. NCBI's taxonomy places the organism in Eukaryota, Metazoa, Nematoda, Chromadorea, Rhabditida, Rhabditidae. The coding region runs from base 1 to 99 and encodes 32 amino acids. The record is from RefSeq and is a predicted model, not a curated record.
AUGGCCCCAUUGAGGAUAGAUCUGGUCCGACCACAAUCCACCGAGCUUACCAAAUUGGAAUCUACUUCAAGUCACGCUCAUCGUUUUUAUGACCUCUGA